Messenger RNA from Saprolegnia parasitica CBS 223.65, 2752 nucleotides. RefSeq lists its product as hypothetical. The record is from RefSeq and is a predicted model, not a curated record. Gene Ontology annotation, cellular component: membrane. Bases 48 to 2726 code for a protein of 892 amino acids. Lineage: Eukaryota; Oomycota; Saprolegniomycetes; Saprolegniales; Saprolegniaceae. Gene Ontology annotation, biological process: calcium ion import across plasma membrane. Gene Ontology annotation, molecular function: monoatomic ion channel activity; protein binding. The transcript is spliced from 6 exons.
AGAAGCGCGGAAGCGAAUGCGAAUAUCUCCGUUGCAACAGCUGGGAAAUGGCCGCAUGCUACCCCGCCUUCUACCUCGCACGGGUCCUUAGCGUGGACGACAUGAAGAAGCACUUGCGGUACAAUGAUACGCCGCUGCACGUCGCGGCAAAAAAAGCACUGCCCAUCGCCGUCUUUAAGACGCUCCUUGCCCGAGACGACAUUGAUAUCAACGGUGUCACAACGGAAGGCGAGACCGCACUGAUGAUCGUGGCCGACAAUGGACAACUCGACCACGUGGAGCUGCUGAUCGACCAUGGGGCCAACAUUGAUCUCGCCGACUUGAGACACCGCACAGCGAUAGUACGCGCAGGUCACAAAGGCCAUCGUGCUGUAGUCGAACGCCUCUUGGAGCUCUUUGCAGACAUGCCCGUUGUCAAAGAGCACCGUGCGUAUUUUGGCGACGACAUCCACGCGCUCUUGGUGAAGGAAAUCGAGCUGCGCGACAACUCGCCGGCGUAUCGUGAGCAUCUCGCGCGACGUCUCGUGACCAAGACGACGCACGAGGUCUUUUCAAAGCAUGGGUUUUCAGAACCCAUCGAGUGCAGCCCGGCAAUCGCCACCUUGUUUCUUGACGACUGCGUUUGCAUGAGUCGCCACGACGCGACGUUCACCAAGCUCGACCUCGUGUACGGUCUUGAAUGCCGAUCCAGCGCCCUUCACACGAUCCUGAAUCUGAAUCUCAAGGACCCCGACGAGACGUUUGCGGCCCAAAAAGCAUGCUUGGAGCAUGUCGUUUUUCGCCGGCUCCUCGAGAUCAAGUGGGAACUCUUUGGCCGGCGCAUGUAUGUCGAGCGACUGCUGAUGCACCUCUUGUUGCUGGUGACGAUGACGAUAUCGUCCAUUCUCUUUGGUGACGCGCCGUCGUCGUCCACGAGCUACGGUCUCGGGCUCACGGCAGCUCUUUUGGUUGCUCUCGGAUUUAUUGCUGCACAAGGUCUCCGGCCGCGACAGUUUGCUCGCCUCGCGGCCAAGAUGCCGUCCGAACGGCACGUGCGAUGGUGCCUGGUAGUGUGCACCGUCGUUCUUACAGCGACACUGGCGGUUGUACUUUUACACUUAGCAGACGAGCUCCACAUCGAAGCAUGGUUCUCUCUAUUCAACAACGCCGUGCUGGCAGCUACGACCGUGUACUUUAUCAUCAACGAGGUGCACGAGAUCAAAGCCAUCGGUACCAGCAAGUACAUUUCCUCGCCCAUGAACGUCGUGCAGCUGGUUUGCUACGGUCUCAUUUUCGGUCUCUUCGUGCCGAUGAAACUCGAAUGGCUACCGGUCUCGACUCAAGUUCAAGUUGGUUUUGGUGCGCUGCUCAAUUUGGUGCUCUGGGUCUUUUCGCUGCAGUUCUUGGAGGUCGUCUCGUCCGCCAGCUACCUCCUUCCCAUGAUGACGCACCUCUUUGGCGACAUUUCAAACUUUUUCCUCAUUUUCGGUAUUUUCCAAAUUGGCUUGACGCUCAUCUUUUACCAGCUGUUUGUGCUCUCACCGGACGCCGCGUUCAGUUCGCUUGGUCAGUCGUUCAUGUCGACGUACUUUGUCACAUUUGGCCAAGUCCCUCUGAGCUCCCUCGACACGUUUACCAACACCACGGACGUCUCGGAAUCCUACGACACAUUGUACAUCGGCACGGCGAUCCUCAUGAUGGCGCACUCGGCCAUCAUGGUCGUUGUCCUGCUCAACGUCUUGUUGGCGAUGAUGAACCAGACAGUCGAAGGCAGCCUCGCAAACGCCAAAGCGCAAGCGUUGAUCAGCUACGCGCAAUCGAUCCUGCGACUCGAAGGCGCCAUGAACCUCAGCGAGAAAGACACGAUUGAGCUCACGCACCUCGUCGACGCAGAUGGAACGCUUGUGCUGCACCCGAUUUUCACAAAGAGUGUUCCAAAGGCGGCGCUGGGAAUAUCAUCGGAGCAAGCGGAUGCCCUGCUGGAAAUGACAAGUCGCCGAGUUUCCUGGAGCGAGCACAUGGACGCUCUGGACAAGAUCGUCGAGCAUCAGAUGACCUUUGCCUGCAACAGCUUGCUGCAUGUCGGUCACUUUACCGAUUUGGACGCGCCCACGGUUUUUGCCGUCGAGCUGACUGUCCUUACGUCCAAGCAGAAGGCUAUCAAGGAGGCGAUUGAGUUGGCGCGUCGUAGCCGCGGACAGUUCAAAGAUUGCGUGCUCCACAAGCUCAGCGAUCGCGUGUUCAAGGAGCUUCGUUUGUGCAAGGCGCAGAUCGCCGAUCUCUGGCGGCGCGUUGACGAGACCGAGCCAAUGGACGACCAUGGCCACUGCGUUCUUCUUUUCCAGCUCAACCAACGCGUGUCAAUCGACGUGCAUCUGACGACCAUGGCGGAAGCCAUCAUGCGUGCAAUCGCACAUGUGGCCAAGCUUGAGCUCACACCACAAGCCGAUGAUGACGCUAAGGCUACGUCAGCAAGUUCAGCAUCGACGCCGCCAGCCCCCGAACCUUUGACAAAGGAGGUGGUGCGACUACAGCAAGAAUUGACGGCGCUCAAGGACACCACGGAGAAGAAAUUCGCAGAGCUCAAGACACGCGAGGAGAUGAUGAUGACAGCACUCGCGGCCGCCAAGGACAAGGAAAUGGCCGAGCUAAGGGCCGACAACCAAGCGAUUGCGGCCAAGCUGGACACGGUUCUAAAGAUUCUGGCACGAAACACGCUUAACACGGCAGUAGUAGUAGACCCUUGAUCAUAAUCUCUGAUUGUACUCGUUCA